AACCUUCCUUCGCGGGCGUUGCGGGCGCCGGGAAGGUGUUGCGGGCAGGACCGUCCCCCGCUCUGACCGGCCGCCAUGCAAUUGCGCUUCGGCAUCCCCAAAGAGGCGCGCUCGCUGCCGCCGCCGCCUCUGCUCAACUUCCCGUCGGUCUGGAUGGCGGGCGUCUUCUGGCUCAGCGCCUUGCUGGACAACGGCGUCAACCGCAGGCCCAUCCUGCGAGCCGGCGUCCACCGUCAAGUCCUGAUGACCACGCUGGGCUUUUGUUUGGGCUACUACAUCAAGAGAUUCUCCAAUUACCACUACGCUGAGCGGGACAGGGAGCUUUUCAGUUACAUAAAGCAACAUCCGGAGGACUUUGUGGAAGAAGAACCUAGAAAGGUGGGAGACAUUCUGGAAAAGUUCACCCCAACUCGCUGAAGUUCUGCCGGCAGAUCCUGUGAUCUUCAGGGUGUUUUCUCUCCUUCCUACUCCUGCGUGUGGAAGCCCUCAGGGGUCUAAUCGCCUGUUGAUAAACGUGGAUUGUAUCCUUUCUAAUAAAAACUAUAUGAAGGUCCA
Messenger RNA from Ahaetulla prasina, 555 nucleotides. RefSeq names its product NADH:ubiquinone oxidoreductase subunit C2 (gene NDUFC2). Lineage: Eukaryota; Metazoa; Chordata; Lepidosauria; Squamata; Colubridae. Bases 76 to 417 code for a protein of 113 amino acids. The record is from RefSeq and is a predicted model, not a curated record. Gene Ontology annotation, biological process: mitochondrial electron transport, NADH to ubiquinone. Gene Ontology annotation, cellular component: mitochondrial inner membrane. The transcript is spliced from 3 exons.